Alternaria arborescens is the source of this 1356-nucleotide messenger RNA. RefSeq lists its product as hypothetical. Gene Ontology annotation, cellular component: fungal-type vacuole membrane. The record is from RefSeq and is a predicted model, not a curated record. Gene Ontology annotation, biological process: transmembrane transport. Lineage: Eukaryota; Fungi; Ascomycota; Dothideomycetes; Pleosporales; Pleosporaceae. The transcript has 2 exons. Gene Ontology annotation, molecular function: transmembrane transporter activity. The coding region runs from base 1 to 1356 and encodes 451 amino acids.
AUGUCACAAGCGACAAGCUCAGUGGCCUCGAUUCACGAGGAGAAAUCACGACUGCCUCAUACCGACAUUGAACAGCCCCCAGUAUCACUUGACGAAAAGCAACCAGAUACGACCGAGCCUCCAGUGGUCGUGAGUCCUUUCCAUCCAAGUCAGUUUCCUGAUGGCGGAAGGGAUGCAUACCUGUGUCUCCUCGGAGGCUUCUGCUGUCUUUUCUGCUCAUUCGGAUGGCUGAACGCAGUUGGAGUGUUCCAGAGCUACUACCAGCGGAACCAAUUAAGUGACUACUCGCCUUCUACCAUCGCCUGGAUAGCCUCCCUCGAGAUCUUCGUCAUGUUCGCGCCUGGACCUAUCGUCGGGUUUAUCUAUGACAACUACGGCCCCAGAUACAUACUGCUAUUUGGCACCUUCUUCCAUGUCUUUGGUCUCAUGAUGACGAGCCUCUGCACCGAGUACUGGCAGUUUGUUCUCGCACAAGGCAUUUGUAGCCCCCUGGGCUUGAACUGCAUCUUCCAGGCGGGAACUAGCACCAUCCCUACUUGGUUUCUCAAGAAGAGAGGGCUGGCGUACGGAGUCAUGGCUGCUGGCAGUGGGCUAGGCGGCAUCAUCUUCCCCAUCAUGGCAACUCAUCUCAUCCCCCAAAUUGGCUAUGGCUGGACGAUGAGAACAUUAGCGUUCCUGAUUCUCGGUAUGAUGGGUAUCGCAUUCGUCACUGUCAAGUCUCGUCUGCCGCCGAGGCCUAGAAAAUUGGAACUCUGGGUCUUUCUGGAGCCCUUCAAGGACACUCGCUUCAUCUUAUUGACCAUUGCGUCAUUCAUGUUCUUCAUGGGGAUGUUUAUCCCCAUCAACUUUAUUGAGGUUGAAGCCAUGUCAGAUGGAAUGUCAACUCGCUUAGCUGGAUAUCUCCUGGCUGUCCUCAACGCCGCAAGCAUCUUCGGCCGUAUCAUCCCCGGUGCUCUCGCAGACAAGGUCGGCAAAUUCAACAUGCAAUCAUUGUGGUGUCUGGUAGCUGGCAUCCUCGUCCUCGCAUUGGCUCUCCCCGCAUCUAGCAAUGCGGCAUACAUCACAUUCGCUGCUCUCUACGGUUUCGCUUCGGGUGCUUUCGUCUCACUGUUACCGGCCCAGAUAGCACACAUCUCCAAGGUCGAUCAGAUUGGAAUACGCGUUGGUGUUGUAUUUGCAUGCAUAUCGUUUGCGGGCUUGGCCGGUAAUCCGAUUGCGGGAGCUAUUGUCGAUCAAAAUAAUGGAAAGUACUGGGGGCUGAACGUCUUUUCAGGUGUCAUGCUCAUGGCAGGGUCGGGUAUGUAUGUAGUGACGAGGAUGUACAUUGCGGAUUGGAAAGUCUUUGCGCUAGUUUAG